UGCAGUCGGAGUCACCGAAUUUGGCGGAGCAUUAGCACUCCAGCAGCAGACAGAAAAAGACAAACCUCCACAUCAGACAGGAGUGAUUAAAUGUAAAAGUGCAAAAAUAACGGGAAAGAUUUUCACAUCUUUCCCGAUGAAAUAUUUUUUCAUAAAUCAAGUGAAAAAAUAACCCACAAAAAUUGAAAAAAAAAGUACAAAAGAAAGGAGAAACAGAAACACAUCAACCGAACGACUUAGAGUGCUUAUAAUAUUUUUUUAGUUGUCGAGUUUAGUUCCAUUCAAUUCCUCAGUUUUCUUUUCCAUUAACUUCACUUUUCUUCUGACAUUGGAUUAAAAAUCUAACAUCUGCUUCGGCAAGAUAAACAGACGAAAUCGAUCCAUAUGUCAUCGUUUGUAUUGAUUAAUUUAUCAGUUACAACAAAUAUUUGCAGUAAUAAUCACAGCGAAGAGGUUCGCAAGAAAAAACAGCAGAAGAAGUAGAAACACGAAAAAACAGCAAAAAUCAAAAAAAAGUAAAAAUCAAAAAAAAAUCAAGACAAAUUUAGAGACAUUAUCUCUGAGUACAGAUAAUGUCAAUAAUUGACAUUGCAUCAUUAUGUAGAAUUUGGAAGACAUUUUUACUCGGCUUUGGUCUUUUAACUUUUCUUAGUAAAAAAACUGUCUAUGUCGCAGAAGCUGAAGGGAACAUUGGCUGCUUAUUUGCUGAAUCGUUGUGUAUGCCACAUCUAGAAUGGUGUUACGAUGAUUUUGCUUUUGGUAAAUGUCUUCCACAAUAUGGUUUGGAGCCAGAAGAACUGUUUCGGGAACCGCUCGAGGAAAAUCAAGUAGCUGUCUUGCGGGCAAUGCUUGAGGAAUUGCAGGGGGCCGGUUUGGGAUGGCAAGAUCCGUUUGUACAGUGUCGCAUGCAAGGUGCCCUCUUCGCACUGAGAACAAAGUCUGACUUGCCUAAGAACUUGUGUGCGUCGCUGGCGCCGCCGGCAUCGCCACUCACCCUGCCUUCGUCAAACAGCAUUGACGGUAUCGAUAGCAAUCCGGAUCCCGAAGCGUUUGUGCGUUAUGCGCCGCCAGCUGCCGAUCUCUUCUACGGCGGCAAUCCGCUACGCAAACGCAAUCGCUUCUCGCCGCCGGAAGACGCCAUGAAUCCCUUUGUCGAACGCGAGUUGCAGGAAGAAAUUUUGAACGCAGCUCCGUACGAAAAUCUCUACGAUGCCCGCGCCGAAGCCCAAAAAGAGCUCCAGAACGAGAUUCUUUUGCGAACAAUUUUGAGUGAGGAAUUCGCAAAUGAUCGUUCGGUGCCGCAAGAGCUCCCGCGCGACUACGGCUACCAAAACGACAAUGAAUUCGUGCCCAAUUUCCCGGAUGUCCUGAAACGCAAACAAAAUUUCUAUCCCGCUUCGCAAGACCCGCAACCGUCGCACUUCAAGGAGCGCCAACACCUGCUCGAAGAAGAAGCCGUCAACGAACUUCUCGACGAAAUUGCGGAUCAGCAACAACACGAAUCGCCUUUCCGCGAAGUUGCCCAGCAUCGGAACAGCAAACAGCAUUUAGUAGAAGCCGAGAAUGAACUUCCGCUGUUCCCGUUCAAAUCCAACUUUGAAUAUGGCAGACCAGAAACCGGCAUUUACACGGAAGGCGGCGUAAUUUAUCCCGAAGCUGCGGACCAAGGAGCCUCGUUUGACAGCAAAGAAGAGGCACGGAACGUUCUUGCUGAUAUUUUGGGUUUUACGCGUCACGAACGCUUGGAUGUGAAGAAACCCGGACCAGUUGUUGUUCCGCCAUCCUCGGCUCCGGAAGUAGUUGGCAAGACGAGCAACAACAGCACGAAGCAGGAAACGGAAUCGGGACCUAAAAUGAAGAAAGUACCGAACAACGAUCACUCCGGAAAUGACGACCAUGCGCCACAUAUUGUCGAUAAUGCUUACGCUCAUGUGCGUUUGAAGAAUCCUAUCGACAGUUGGAAAGAUGGCGAACGCAUCGUCGACAUUCUCGCCGAGACGCUCAAAAUGGAAAAAUACUUCAUCAAAGUUCGCGUCGAUCGUCACGAAGUCUCUUUCUUCGUUGCUCCGAAUCCCGAACGUCGCACCGCCCAAGAAGUCGCCCGCUUAAUCAACGAUCCACGCACAAAAGCCAACAUUUCCCGUCGCUACGGCAUCAUCAUCGAAGCUGCUGGCGUCGGUGACAAAACGAAGCAAAUCGAUCCGUCGCUCGUCACCAGCGAACGACUCAAUGGUCGCGCCGAAGACGCUCCCGAUGUCACGCACGUCAUGGCAUACAUGUUUGCAGGAGCUGGCGCUGCCGCCGCUGUCGUCAUUGUCAUCACGCUGUUUUUAAUUAAGCGCCACGACAAGAAAAAGGAUAAACUUGGCGGGUUACCGACAGGCAUCACCGGUGCCGAAACCUGCAGCAAGGAUUAUCAGGAAUUGUGUCGCGCACGCAUGGCUGGCAAGGGAACACCCGCUGCCGAUGGCAGUGGCAGAAUAACGACAUUGGCGAAGGAGAGUGAGAAACCGCAAUCGAAUCGUUCAAGCACCUCGUCAUGGAACGAAGAACCUGCCUUGACGAAUAUGGAUAUUUCCACAGGACACAUGGUGCUUUCUUACAUGGAAGAUCACUUGCGCAAUAAAGGCCGUCUCCAACGAGAAUGGGAAGCUCUGUGCCGUUAUGAGGCAGAGCCAGGAGCUCGUGACGCCGCAUUGCAACCCGAAUGCAACAACUUGAAUCGCCAAACUGCUCCCUUGCCCUUCGAUCAUUCUCGUGUCGUCCUCAACCAUCUAGCCAAUGCCGAAGGAAUGGACUAUAUUAACGCAUCCACUAUCACUGAUCACGAUCCCCGCGCUCCCGCUUACGUUGCUGCACAAGGACCCCUUUCCACGACAAUUGCCCACUUCUGGCAGAUGAUUUGGGAACAAGGUGCCGUCGUAAUUGUCGCUCUUUGCAAGUUAGAUGAGAACGGCGAGAGUCAGUGUGCCCGUUAUUGGCCCGAGGAGGGAGCCGAGACGUAUCACAUCUACGAAGUGCAUCUCGUGAGUGAACAUGUGUGGUGCGACGACUAUUUGGUCCGUUCGUUCUACCUGAAGAACAUCAAGACAGGCGAGACGCGCACCGUUACGCAAUUCCAUUUCUUGUCGUGGCCACAAGCAGGAGUGCCGACAUCCGCAAAGGCGUUGCUCGAAUUCCGACGGAAGGUCAACAAGAGUUAUCGUGGUCGAUCGUGUCCGAUUGUUGUUCAUAGCAGCAACGGAGGCGGUCGUACUGGAGCUUACAUCCUCCUGGAUUUGGUACUUGGGCGCAUGAAUAAAGGAGCGCGCGAAAUUGACAUCGCAGCCACACUCGAACAUUUGCGCGAUCAACGCGCUGGAUUGGUAGCCACACGACAACAGUUUGAAUUUGUAUUGAUGGCUGUUGCUGAAGAGGUUCACGCCAUCCUAAAAGCAUUACCACAAAAUUCCCAAAGUGGUUCACAAGAAAAACGUGACAAAGACCUUGAAAAGGAGUCUACCAGCAAAGAUACGGACGAGAAAGACACGGAAAAGAAGGUAGACGAAAAAGAAGCCGAAAAAUCUGAGAAAACUGAGAAGAAACCAACACCGGAAAAAAAGUCUCAGAAAUCACCAAAAACUGAAAAGAAAAAGUAAAAAUGUCCCAUCAACAAAAAAAGAAACAUCUUUUUCUCUACAUAAUGUAAAACUAGAGGAAAACUUAUAAUUUUAUUUAUUAUUUCAAAAAAAAGUCAGUUAACUACAAAAAAAUGGUAUUUGGGGGCCAUCAAUAAUAAUGAUUUACAUAAACAUCAAAAAUAACAAGAUUAUCAGAGCUAAUGAUAAGAAAAAGCACAUUACCAUCUUUGUGUCCCAAAAAAAAAAAAAAUUAUAAAAAAAAUAUUAACUGUAACUGUUUAAUUAUAUAUUCGUAUAAAUAAUGUGUAAAACAUGAAGACGCAUAACAACAAUGUAUUUUGCAAAAAUAUUCUCUUUAAAAAAAAUAUUAAUUAUUAAUAGUCAGUCAACAUCAUAUACAAUCGUAAAACCGUUCUUCUUAUCUUGUAUUGAAAACAAAAAAAAAAUAUUCCUAAAAAUAUAAAAUAUUAAUGUUGUUAAAGUGGGACGUUACACAAAGUCGUCUUUGCAUUUAUCGUAAAAAAAAUUGCUUAAGGACGCGCGAUAAAUGCUUAGCGUUAAGGAUACGCAGGAGGUGAACUCCAUGUACCUUCAUAAAGAGCUUUGUGUAAUUAAAAAUUUUUUGAAAAAAUUCAAAAAUUUUCGUCCAUUCAAAAAAAUAUUAUUAUAAAUUAUUAAAUUUGCUUAUAAUAUUAUUGUCUUACAAAACAUACAAAACUUAAUUAUUGACUCAUAGGGAAAUUCAAGAGAUUGUCAAUUUUUUGUCUAUAGAUACCAAACAAAAAAAAAAUAUUUAAAAAUAGAUGUUGUGUAUUUUAUUCUCUUUUUUGGGAAAUUUUUGUUCAUUUUUGCUUUCCAGCCCGUAAAAAUGAAUUUAAAUUUCCACCCACCAAAUAAAAAAAUAUAUAUACAUAAUAAAUAAUUAAACAUUAUAUAAUAAUAUAAAAUAACAUACAUUAUAUAAAUUUCAAUGAUCAAAACUUAUAAGAACAACAUAUAUGAAACAUCUAAGAUCAAGAAAAAAAACUCCCUUUUCGGAUUGGAAUGGAUUAAAAAAUCAUAACAACAUCAAUGAUUUAUUUUGAAUGAAGCAACAUCAAAAACAUUCAAUAAAAUCUCUCAAACAUUAGAUUAUAUAACUUAAAUAGCAUGAUAUAUAAAUGUAUAUGCAAGAUACUUAUUAUUUAAAAAAAAUAUAUAAUAAAUAAUAAUACAUAUAUCACACAUGUACCUCCAAUAAUACAACAAAAAAUAUAAAAAAAAUCUAAAAAAAUAUAUAUAAUUAUAAAGCUCUGCUAUUAUAUAUAAACAAAAAAAAAAUAUAUAAAAAUUUUUAAUUUAAUUCCACAAAAGCUACAAAUUAACGACAUAUUUGAUGCAAAGAAUCAGGAAGGAAAAUUCAUGUUUUUUUUUAAUUUAAAAAAAUAUAUAUUGAAUUAUUUUGAAAUAAAAACAGAUACGUAUCAGUAGGAAACAACAUUAAUGAAGAAACACAAGGAAAAAAGUUUAAAAAAUAUAUUUAUGAAAAAAGAAAGAAAUAUAUUAUUGUUGCUUUAUAUAUAAAUGUCUAUUUUUGAAAAUUAUCAUAAAAUUAUAAAAAAUAUUGUUAAAAAAAAUAUUUUUUUUUAAUUUUAAAAUUUUUGUUGUCAUUGUGCCUAAACGCCAGCCUGUUUAAGUACUUUGACUUACAGUCGUUUGACUCUAAAAAUAUUUUUGAGUACAAUCCGUUCAUAAUUUAUCAUAAAUUCAAGAAAUGAACGAAAAAUGGUUCCGAAUUUUAUUUUAAAAUUAAACUUAUUAAAAAUAUGGGAUGAGAUACAAAACAUUUAAUAAUAAAAAAAAUAUUUAUUGUAAAUGUAUAAUGUUACAAAAAAAAGUAUAAAAUAUAUAUUUUAAAUAAAUAAAAAAUAAAUAUGUACUAUCCAGCAAACUUAACAGACUGAUAAAAAAAAACAUAAAAAGGGAAAAUAUAAUUAAACAUUGAAUUAUUAUCUAUUACGAGUCAGAUCUAUCUAGCACGACGAGUCAGUUAACCAUUUAUUAAUUUUUCAAACCAGGAAAAUUUUUAAUCAUAUAAAAAAUAUUUAACAAAAAAAAAACAGGAAUAUUGAUGUUCAUACAAAAAAAAGUUAUUAUACAGCAUGAAAGUAAAAGUAAAGUAAAAUAAAUAUCAGUUGUCCGCUUGAAAAAAAAAAGAAUUAAUAUCAUAAUAAAUAAUACUAUGGAUGAAGGUUAUAAUAUUCAGUGUUGUCAGCUAUUAUAAUCUUAUUAUUUUUCUGUUUAUCAAAAAAUUAAAAAAAAAAUAUUAUCAUUGAUAACCUUCAAAUA
Culicoides brevitarsis is the source of this 5948-nucleotide messenger RNA. RefSeq names its product receptor-type tyrosine-protein phosphatase N2 (gene IA-2). Gene Ontology annotation, biological process: protein dephosphorylation; regulation of secretion. Lineage: Eukaryota; Metazoa; Arthropoda; Insecta; Diptera; Ceratopogonidae. Gene Ontology annotation, cellular component: secretory granule; synapse. The transcript is spliced from 9 exons. The record is from RefSeq and is a predicted model, not a curated record. Gene Ontology annotation, molecular function: protein tyrosine phosphatase activity. Bases 573 to 3638 code for a protein of 1021 amino acids.